AUGAUCAAAGGUUAUUAGAUCGUCCCUUAUUCAUCUUUAUUUAUUGAUAUGUAAUAUAGACAUUUAUUUCAUACUUUAUGGACAUACUUAAAUCCUCUUUAUUAAAAUAAAUAUUUGAGAAAGAAAUGUUGUUCUAAAAGCUCUUUAUUACAAAUUGAAGAAAUUUGGUUAGGAAAAUUGAAAAAUUAUAAAAUAUUAAUCACUUUAUGUAUUAAAGCUUUUAAAGAUUUAGUUUUACAAGUCAACUUAAUUUUAGUAUCAAUGCGUUAAAUUGGUCACUAGGAUCUGAGGUUAUUAAAAAAGGAAUUUGUAUUCCAGAAAUGAUAUAAAUAAUUCGAUUAAAUAUACCUGUAGAAGUAACUCCAGAUACUUUAGGAUGCAAAUUAAAUUAAUUUAAACAAUUUAUACAGAAAAAGUAUCAGUUUUGUACAUACAAGACCAAAGGAAUAAUGAUUUCUUAAGUUUUUGGAGCAAAAUUUGAUGCUUCAGAAAUUAUUGAUUAGGUAAAAUCGAAAGGAUUGUUUAUUUUGGAAGAUGAAGCUUAGAGUUUUGUAGUUCCUAAUUCAAAAUGUAUAAAAUUAUUAAAAUCAAUAGUAAAUCCAAAUGUUGACUUUUCUAUUUUUUUUUUGUUCCUUAAAAAAUUGUUCCUCCUUUGGUGGAUCUAUAAGUGUAUAUUAUAAUAAUGAUGUUUUGUUUAGAAAAAUGAAAGCCUUGUAAGAAUCAUAUCCAAAUGAUCUCAAAGAAAGUAAAGUUUAUAUAAAGUUCUAGUUAUAUUAAAAAGACUUUAAUAAAUUUAAUCAAUAUGAUAUUGUUAAAUAUUAGAAAAAUAAAUAGAAGUUCAAGAUUGGUCUUUAUUAAUAUUUUUCCAAAUUAAGACAAUAAAGAAUUUGUUGUUAAUAGUAUAAGUGGUUUUAAAAAGAAUCCAUCAGAUAUUCUUUAAACCUAAAGAUUUAAAGUACCUGACCCUAUGUUAGUGAUUUUAGCUUUGAGAAUGAAUCCAUUUGUUGUUGGUUAAUUUAAUAUAGCAACUUAAAGAUAACGAGUAGGUUUAAGCAUUUUUAAACAAGGAGGUCUGCUUGUAUGAUAAAAAAGUAAGUAUAUAUUAAACUUACAAAUACAUGCAGUUGAAUAUAGAAGGUUCUGGUAUUCUUAUUCUAUUAAAAGAUAAAUUUAGGUAAUAUCCAGUUAUGGUACCAAAGCUUGAAAUGACAAACAAAAUUUUGAAUGCAAGAGGAAUUGAUGCUUAUAUAGGAGUUAAACAAUUAUGA
Paramecium pentaurelia is the source of this 1268-nucleotide messenger RNA. Lineage: Eukaryota; Ciliophora; Oligohymenophorea; Peniculida; Parameciidae. The record is from the annotation of a GenBank genome assembly.